CUGUUAUUGCAGCCAAAGGCUGGGAGUAGCAGCAGCGACAAGGGCAGCUCUGGCUGUGCGAGGGGCUUCGCGCAGUGCCGCUUCCCGGGUGCGUGCGGGGAGAGCGCUGGAGCCCCUUCCGCAGAGCCUGGCCAUGCACAGGGAUUCAGCCGCCGCCUCCACCAGCAGGAACUUUCCUGGCAGGAGCCUAAUGGCUGCGAAGGGGGAAAUCUAAGAACAAAGUCUUCGCCUCCAGCCCAGGCGCCGGGGAGAGGGAGAUCCGGCAGCAAUGAGCCCAGGGGCUGUUUGGCACUGAUGUCUCCGUGCCUCCCCCCGGCGGGAGGACUGAGAAUCCCUGGCUUACCUUCCUGCUCCUCCCCUGGGGCACAGCCGAGCGAGUGAGCGAGGCAGGGGCGGCAGAGGGGCAGCGGCUCCCCCGGGGGUGCUUUGAAACUGACUUCGAAACGUCCACGGGGCCAGGGCUCCCCCGGCCCGCCGGUCGCACCCCGCCGCCUCCCCACCCGCCGGCGUUCCCACGGAGAGCCCGUUUGGCCGCGGGUUUGGGGGAGUGUGUGAAUUUUUAAACUCUCCCCUGCCGGUGUCAUGGCGGUGAAAGGGGCUGCGGCAGGUACCGGAAUGUUGUUAGUAACAGCCAACGUUGGAUCCCUCUUUGAUGAUCCAGAAAAUUUACAGAAGAAUUGGCUUCGGGAAUUUUAUCAGAUUGUACAUACACACAAGCCACACUUUAUGGCUUUACAUUGUCAAGAGUUUGGUGGAAAAAACUAUGAAGCUUCCAUGUCUCAUGUGGACAAGUUUGUUAAAGAAUUGUUAUCAAGUGAUGCAAUGAAAGACUAUAACAGAGCCCGGGUUUACCUGGAUGAGAACUACAAGUCACAGGAACAUUUUACGGCUCUAGGAAGCUUUUACUUCCUUCAUGAAUCCUUGAAAAACAUCUACCAGUUUGAUUUUAAAGCCAAGAAGUAUAAAAAGGUUACUGGCAAAGAAAUCUACUCAGAUACAUUAGAAAGCACACCCAUGCUGGAAAAAGAGAAGUUUCCACAGGAUUAUUUCCCUGAGUGUAAAUGGUCCAGAAAAGGCUUCAUUCGCACAAGAUGGUGUAUUACUGAUUGUGCCUUUGACUUGGUAAACAUUCAUCUUUUCCAUGAUGCUUCCAAUUUAAUUGCUUGGGAAACAAGCCCAUCGGUUUACUCAGGAAUACGACAUAAGGCUCUUGGUUAUGUACUUGAUAGAAUUAGAGAUCAGCGGUUUGAGAAGGUUUCAUAUUUUGUGUUUGGAGAUUUCAACUUUCGACUGGAUUCCAAAUCAGUAGUAGAGACACUUUGUACAAAGGCUACAAUGCAGACUAUCCGAGCAGCUGACACCAAUGAAGUAGUCAAGCUAAUAUUCCGUGAAUCUGAUAAUGACCGAAAGGUUAUGUUACAGUUAGAAAAGAAGCUCUUUGACUAUUUUAAUCAAGAUGUUUUUAGAGACAACAAUGGCACUGCGCUUUUAGAAUUUGACAAAGAGCUGUCUGUCUUUAAAGAUAAAUUGUAUGAACUGGACAUCUCAUUUCCACCCAGUUAUCCAUACAGUGAAGAUUGUAGCCAGGGAAAGCAGUACAUGAAUACUAGAUGUCCAGCUUGGUGUGAUAGAAUUCUGAUGUCGCAUUCAGCCAAGGAACUGAUUCUAAAAUCAGAAAAUGAUGAGAAGAUAGUGAUUUAUGACCAUAUUGGGCCAAAUGUCUGCAUGGGGGAUCACAAGGAAAAAGAUGCCCUCGAAAUGAGAAGAUCUUUCGUGAAACCACCCUGUAGCAUGGAGGAGGAAAGAAUAAGCAGUAUAUUGAAAUGCAUAAUCCUAACAGCUGUAUUGAUAAAUCAAGUCUUGAGUGCCACAUUUUUAGACUGCUGAUCGUACACUAUGCUUCAGCAUCUGGACUUUGUUCGGGAAAAGCCUCACAUACCUCACUGUCUUGUAUGUUCAUGUGACAUCAAGUAGAAAUGUGGAAUUAUAUAUAUAUAUAUAUAUAUAUAUAUA
Malaclemys terrapin pileata is the source of this 2013-nucleotide messenger RNA. RefSeq names its product inositol polyphosphate-5-phosphatase A (gene INPP5A). Gene Ontology annotation, biological process: phosphatidylinositol dephosphorylation. Lineage: Eukaryota; Metazoa; Chordata; Testudines; Emydidae. The record is from RefSeq and is a predicted model, not a curated record. Gene Ontology annotation, molecular function: inositol-polyphosphate 5-phosphatase activity. Bases 583 to 1887 code for a protein of 434 amino acids. The transcript is spliced from 15 exons.